Molecule: messenger RNA, 1266 nt
Organism: Suillus plorans
Lineage: Eukaryota; Fungi; Basidiomycota; Agaricomycetes; Boletales; Suillaceae
Exons: 6
Source: RefSeq, a predicted model, not a curated record
CUUACAAAAUUCGUGAAGAUACGUAUUGGAAUGGGCCUUUUGCGCACACGCCAACAGCGUAAUACUGUUGAAAGCAUUCGCGAAGCUAUGAUCGAGCUUCGAGAGACAUAUCCCAACGCAGGUGCCCGGGAGAUGGUUAAUUUGCUCUUUCACGAGCAUGCCAUGAGUGUUUCGAGAAACAUUGUGAUAGCAUACUUUUCAAAGUACGAGGUCGACCUUGUCCGCCAGCGCAAGGCUCGUAGGCUCCAGAGACGACGGUUUUGGGCAGCGGGAGUCAACGACUUGUUUGCUGUUGAUCAGCAUGACAAGUGGCUUAGGUUUGGCCUUGCGUUACAUACUGGCAUUGAACCGUUUACUGGGCGCAUUAUGUGGAUGCGAGUGUGGCACUCGAACCGGAAUCCGCAACUGAUCCUAACUUACUACCUUGAUACCAUCCAGGAACUUGGUCACAUGCCUAUGGUCACGCAAAGUGACCCAGGAUCGGAGAACUUUGGUAUUGCUAAUGCGCACACGAUGCUCCGUCAAUGGCACGACCUGACACUGCAAGGUACCCUACAACAUCGCUGGAUGCGUACAAAGAAAAACGUCAUGCCAGAAAUUACGUGGUCUCAGUUACGACGCCGGUUCACUCCAGGCUUCGAGAAUUGCUUAGACAGUGGUGUUGAUGCUGGCUGGUAUGACUGUGACAGCACUUUGCAACGCUUAAUAUUUCGAUGGGUAUUUAUUCCAUGGCUGCAACGUGAGCUUGAUGGGUACAAGGACCGUAUAAACAAUACUGCGAAGCGACAUGAUCGCAACAAGGUGCUCCCUCAUGGGGUCCCAAACCUCAUUUAUGAUUCACCAGGUGACUUUGGUGCACUUGAUUUCAAAAUCGUUCUUGAACCAGGCGCUAUAGACCACGUUCGUAAUCUCUAUGUUGAUCUUAAUCACGCUGUCUUUGAGCUUGUCCCUCGAGACUUCGGUGAUUUCUUACAUCAGUGCUAUGAUGAGCUUGGCCGCCCCAUUGUCGAUCGCCGCUCAGCGUGGAAUGUCUAUUUGGACUUACACCAGAUCACCUCUCGACUUUACGAGCAGCUGCCGCCAAUGGUGCUCCCCGAUGACAAUCUGGACGAUGAUUUCUUACCGCUCUUGGAAGACCACCAGGACUUGCCAUUUCACGACGGAAACGAUGGAGCUUAUUAUAUGGGUGGUGUAGGUGGGGGAUUGGGCCUUGGUGCGUCUUUUCCAUCAUGCAUGCAACAUUACAAAGACCUGACUUCGUUGUAG